AUGUCCCGAGAAACUUACCUUGGAGAUUCUGCGUCACUAGUCCGCUCUCCUCCUCCUCCUUCCAUCUCAUCACCUGAAUUGACUGUGCAACUGGACAUGAAGCUCUUGUUAGUUUUCUGUUCAAAAUCUGACCAGGUACAGGUCACCCCCAGCCCCAGUCCUCCGGCCAAAUUCCUCUUACCAGAGAUGAGAGUAUCUGAUGUUGGAAAGAAAUGUGUAGUCAUCGACUUAGAUGAAACCUUAGUACAUAGUUCCUUUAAGCCUAUUAACAAUGCUGAUUUCAUUGUUCCUGUUGAGAUAGAUGGGACUGUUCACCAGGUUUAUGUAUUGAAAAGGCCGCACGUCGAUCUGUUUUUGCAAAAAAUGGGGCAACUCUUUGAAUGUGUUCUUUUUACAGCCAGUCUAGCCAAGUAUGCAGAUCCAGUGGCAGACUUGCUGGAUCGCUGGGGAGUAUUCAGGGCCAGGCUCUUCAGAGAAUCAUGCGUUUUCCACCGAGGAAACUACGUGAAAGAUCUCAGUCGGUUAGGAAGGGACUUGAGCAAAGUCAUUAUAGUGGAUAACUCGCCUGCAUCCUACAUCUUCCAUCCUGAAAAUGCAGUGCCUGUGCAGUCCUGGUUUGAUGACAUGUCGGACACGGAGUUGUUUGAUCUGAUUCCAUUCUUUGAAGGACUGAGUAAAGAAGAGGAUAUUUACAGUAUGCUGCAGAACCUCCGCGGCAGGAGGAAAUCAAGUAGUGAGUGGGAAUUGGAGGAAGAGUGAGGCAAUGUGAUUAUGGAUGAGACCAAAGAAGUGACUAGCUAGGUCGCAGGGUUGCCAACGCUCCAGGAUUGCCCUGGAGUCUCCAGGAUUUGAAGACUGACCUUCAGGACACUGCGAGCAAAAACCAGAAGACAAAUCAUAGGGACAUUUUACAAAAGUAUUUUUAAAUAAAAACAAUCUUUAAACUC
This is a messenger RNA of Rhincodon typus (whale shark), 947 nucleotides long. RefSeq names its product CTD (carboxy-terminal domain, RNA polymerase II, polypeptide A) small phosphatase-like a (gene ctdspla). The record is from RefSeq and is a predicted model, not a curated record. Gene Ontology annotation, molecular function: RNA polymerase II CTD heptapeptide repeat phosphatase activity. Lineage: Eukaryota; Metazoa; Chordata; Chondrichthyes; Orectolobiformes; Rhincodontidae. The coding region runs from base 1 to 759 and encodes 252 amino acids. The transcript has 9 exons.